This is a messenger RNA of Paramecium pentaurelia, 997 nucleotides long. NCBI's taxonomy places the organism in Eukaryota, Ciliophora, Oligohymenophorea, Peniculida, Parameciidae. The record is from the annotation of a GenBank genome assembly.
AUGAUAACCAAGAAAUAAUUUAGUCUUAUUUAUGUCAUUUUUCUUAAGCAUUAAUAUUUCAGUUUAAUUAUAAUUCUUUUAGAAAUUAUACUAAAAUAAUAGAACUUAUUUUGGUUUAGAUUCAGCUAAACUUAUUAAUUCAUACAUUUAUAAAUUUUGUAAAUGAUCCUCAUACAGAUAUUGAAACUUCAUUUAUCAUACAAAAAAUAGAUAUAUACAUAUAAGAAAAAUUUCAUAUCUAUUAAGAUAAAGUACUUAUUGAUGAAAUAAAAUUGUCAAUUAUUGAUAAUCAAUAUAGUUAUUUUGGUGAUAAUGACAAAGAUGGUCAAAUAUUUUAUACUAAGAAAAUUUUCAAUCAUUUAAACCUAAUUAACAGGAAAGGGUAAUAAUUUCAUUAAAUUUAGGUGUUUUUGGAAUCUACAAUUUCAAACAUAAAAUAAAAAAUGAAUUAAAGAUUUAUAUAAUGAUAAAUCUAAUAACCAUAAUUUUGCUUUAAAUGAAAGGAAUCAGUUAUUGAAAAAUUAAUUCUUUAAUUCCCUUAAAUCAUUUUUGUGAUAGCUCUGUUACAUUAUUAGGUAAAAUAAAGCCAGAAUGUAUUUCAAUAUUAUUUAUAAAUCAGAAGAUUUAUCUAAUAAUUAGUUAUUUAUAUCUAAUUAAGAAUUUAUUUUUUUAUUUAUUUAUUCACAAUCAGUGUUAAUGGUAAGCGAUACAAAUUAGGAUAUUUUUGUUGUUAAGAGUGAUAUAGUUAAAGUUAAAAAUCUUAAAAAUGAUUUUAGAUGCAUUAUUAUCUAAGCUUUAUUUAUAAUAGAAUAAAAAUGAGAAUAAAUAUGUCCUCUAAUAUAUUAUAUUUGAUAAUCAUUUAUAUUAUGCCUUCUUAACUUUGAGCAAGAAUUUAUCAGAUCUAAAGGCUUAAUGGGGGAUUGCAGACUGUAAAUUAUUUGAAGGAGAAAGUAAAAAUUAUUUAAUUGUUAAUUUGCAUUAAUAAUCGUAUUUGUGA